UUGGGAACCGACUGUGAGUAAGUAGGAGGGGUCAUCUACUCUCUAUAAAAAGAAACCUCUCAUCUCUCAAUAGCUCACAAAAGCAAACAACGAGAAAGAGAACAACAACAACAACAAGAAAACAUCGAUUUUUAAUCAAAGAAAAGAAAGAAGAAGCGAUAUGGGUCUCUCUAAGGCACGCAAUCCACUCUUAGUCCUCGUGAUCACUGCUUACCUCUUUUCCGGGACUGCUCAUGCAUGGAGCUGGAGCUGGGGUUCUGGCCAAUCCGGUUCUAACUGGGGAUGGGGUUGGGGCUCUGACGAUAACUCUGGCUCGGGUUCAGGUGGUGGUUCAAGCUGGGGUUGGGGAUGGAGCUCGAACGGAACAGAUACAAACUGGGGUUGGGGAAGCAGCUCUGGCUCAAGUGGCACCGGGUCUACACAUAAAAGCUACCACAACCACACGGCCCCAUCAAACCACUCGAACGGCAGUGGUAGUAUUGGCUCUACACACAACAACCACACGGCUCAAGUAUCGCCUAGAAGAAAGAUUGAGGUUAGUGUGUGGAAGAACGGAUUCGAUUACCAAGAAUGGGCUUCAAAGCAUGCACCCUUCCACACCAACGAUGUCCUUUCUUUCAAGUACAACGAUAAAAGUCAAUCCAAGACGAAGAAGCACAACAACAAGAACGAUGUCUACUUGCUUCCAGACUUGAAGAGCUACAAGAGAUGCGAUGUGAGCAGAGGCAAGAAGCUAGUCGCAAGAGGAGGCUCAUCAUUAGGGUUUAAGUUGCUUCUCCGCAAGACUCCUGAGACCUACUACUUCGCUAGUGGAGACCACAAUGGCUGCAACCACAGCAUGAAGUUCUCUGUCUCCCCGAUUCCUCGUUCUUCUUCACACACUAAACCCUAAAUAUCACUUCACUACUUUGUUUCCUUGUUAGAUUCUGUUUGGUUUAUAUUUUUUUAAUUUGUUUCUUGUGCUUCAUGUCAACGAUGGAUUGAUUUAUUACAAAUUUAUUUGGAGAUAAUAAUGAUUUAUUAUAAUUUUAAUACACACACAAAAGAGGAUCAACGUAUAUAUAUAGUUACAUAUCGACUAAUAAAAAAUCUCAUCCUUUUGCGGCUUAAGCACACAAAUGUUAAAAGUUUCAAACUGUUUAAAUUCAUCACUUGACAAAACACUAAUCUUUCUAAGCUUCUUGCUGGAUUGCACGUCUGAGCCUAAGUCUAGUAUUAGCAUCUUCCUAACGCCCUGUCAAGACACCACCAUCCCCUGCAUCCUCACUGCUUUGGUUUUGGUGAGCCAAAACAGCUUCCCCAAAGUUAUGGAGCCUCCGACCAAUGAGGUAACGGUCGUCCCGGAUGGAGUUGUGAAGGUUUCUGAACCAAACAUGGCAUCUAUUUGCACAGAAGCAGACGAGACUCACCGAGAGACAACCUAUCCAAGCAUAUCUGUAGACGGCCGAGUUCACAACCAGUGGAUAUCCUAGCAUCGGGAACACUCCUCUUGCCAGAACAUAAGGCACACAUAAUGCUGUCAGAAGUUUCAUCACGAUUGGGAAUAAAAUUUCUCUAAAUACCCAUAACCCUUGAAGCCUUGAGAAUCUAUCUCCUUCUACUCUCUCAAACUUUGCUUUCCAACUAUCAUCCAGCAAUAUUAUCUGUCCAUUGUUGUCAUUUUUAGUGACAUGCUACGUUUGUCCCCCCAAAAAAGUGACAUGCUACAUAUUCUUUAUGCGAUACAAAAAAAAAAAGAGUACUAACCAAUGUUGACCAGAUUUUCAAAACGAUGAGCCCAAGAGGCCAGUCUUGAUACAGGAGGAAGACAGGGCUUUCAUCUACCGGGACUCUCAUUGGGACAAUCACCAAAAGCUCAAACACAAGUCCUAUUAGUACCGGAAUGACAAAAACCUGUUCAGGAAACCAUUUUCUAAUACACAACAUCAAAUGAGUUUUGUAGUAUUUUAAAAUUCUGAAAAGAAAAAAACAAUUCACUUACCCAUAUGGCUAACAGCACCGAGCUCUUGAAAACAAUCUCACACCAUUUCCAUAUUUCCUUUCUUGAAGUUCUUUUUGACUUGACAUGCUCGAUAGUAUACAUGGCCCCAGAUAUGGUAGUCCAAAAGGCAUAUGUGCCAAUGACGUAAGCAUACAGGUCUACAGAUUUAAGAGGAUAUCAUAUUAAAAUUGUCUAUCCCUUUACAAUAAAGAAGCACUAGAUCGAAUGUAACACACAUUACCAUUGUACUUGAUGAUGCCAUGCGUUAUAGGGAGAGUUGGUAUGGCAUUAAAUAGAGCACGUCCUACAGAAACUGGUACAACUAUCAAUGUCGUAUUGAAGAGAAGAAGAGUAAUCCAUGCAGCAAGUAGAAGAAGGACUAUCCGGAGCACAAAGUUGUACCUCCUGAAAUAUUUGGUUCAUUUCAGGGUAAGGCCUAAUGAAAAAUUUGAAGCUUGUUUCUUAAGUAACAACUUACUCUGAAUCAGAUUGUCCUCUGUUCUGCCUUCCUGGUUCGCCAUUUCCAUUGUCCUGGCCAACGUUGUCCUCCGGUCUUGGUAAGAGGAAGUCUGUCAAACCAAGCGCCCAGCCAACACAGGUGAACCAGAAGCGUACAAGGGACUCAACAGCGGUCCAGAGUCUAAAGUGCUCGAUGAUAAACUGUGUGCAUAUGGUGAACAGGAGCAUGCCAGCAGGGAUCUCAGUGAAUGGGUCGGAUACACUGUGUAGAUGCACAACUUAUUAAACACACUAAAUGUCAAAAAAAAAAAAAAGAAACAAGAUUCAAU
Brassica napus (rape) is the source of this 2769-nucleotide messenger RNA. RefSeq lists its product as uncharacterized. Bases 161 to 892 code for a protein of 243 amino acids. The record is from RefSeq and is a predicted model, not a curated record. Lineage: Eukaryota; Viridiplantae; Streptophyta; Magnoliopsida; Brassicales; Brassicaceae. Gene Ontology annotation, molecular function: electron transfer activity. The transcript has a single exon.